AUGCAGUCUGAGGAGGUCCAGUUCGUUCAUUUCAACGAUGUUGUGAGUUUUGAGCAAUAUCCCAGUCUAGGAACGCUCCAGUCUUACCAUCAUCAGUAUCACAUUCCCCCGGCUAGUUUGCUUGCAGGGUUUUUGCAACUGCAACGCAACUUCGCAGUGUCCAACCCAAGAGCGCAAACUCUGACUCUCUUCAGCGGGGACGCCUUCUCGCCGUCCCUCGAGGCAAGUGUCUUGAAAGGCGAGCAGAUUUGUCCGGUUCUGGAUCUUGUAGGCGUUGAUAUCGGGUGUUAUGGAAACCAUGGUACGAGCCGUGAACCUCGAGUCUCGACACCCGCUGCUCUGCUCUUGCUGAUGGGAGUGCCAGACUUUGACUUCGGCGAUGCGCGAUUGAUCGACCUUUCCAGCAGGUUGAAGUUCCCCUGGUUGCUUUCUAACGUGUUUCGUCGCCCACUCAGUGAGACGAAGAGACUUCUUGGGUCUGCGCAGGAAUACAUCGUGCGACAGCUGGAGAAUGGACUCAGAGUGGGGUUUAUAGGACUUGCUGGCACGGACUGGCCCUCGAACUGUGAAGAUCUCCCACCCUGCGAAAUCGAGUCGCCGGUGGAGGUUGCUCGUCGUCUGGCUCGUUAUCUCCGACUGAGCGAGAAAUGUGACCUGGUUAUUGCGCUGACGCACAUGCGCGUUCCGGAGGAUAUGCUAGUCGCUAAUGCAACCGCCAGUGAGUAUAGCAGGGUUGACUUGCUGCUUGGCGGUCAUGAUCAUGAAGUGAUUCGACGGUUUGCCGGCGAUACCGACGUCAAAGCGGAGAACGUUGAACAAGGACGCAAAGUCUCCGACAUAGAAGUGAACGGGAUGGUCCCUGAUGCUGAGGGCAAUAUUAGAUUGGUGAAAAGCGGGACUGACUGGAGAGGGUUGUCCCUGAUACGGCUUAUUGUCCAGCGAGAUGAUAACGGUGCUGUGAUAGGAUCUACAGUGAAAUUACGGCAAUACACCGAUAUCCAAGCUGCGAUAGCAGUGCCACAGCCCCCGUUGAAAAUCACCAAAACGCUGGACACCAUCCAUGAACGAGUGGGUACACUGGUCCAAAAGCCACUACUGCAUUCGGCUGUUCCCAUCGACGGGCGCAACUUUACGAUUCGGAGGGAGGAGACAAGUUUGGGCAACAUGCUGGCAGACGCGGUCCGAGCUUUGUACGGGACCGACGUGGGCUUCUUCAACAGCGGCGCGAUCCGAUCUGACAAGAUCUUAAAAGCCACCGUCCCAGACUGCGAGCCCUUACGAGUUAGAGAUGUAAUCAAUAUCUGUCCAUUUGGGAAUGCCCUCCUUGUGAAGAAGCUCCCCGGCGAGAUUAUCCGCCAGUCGCUAGAGAAUUCUGUAUCUGAUAAGCACACGGAUGGGCGAUUCCUUCAGAUCUCCGGGCUAAGGAUCGUAGCGAGCUGGCACCGGCCUGAGGGAUCCCGUAUCAUUGACGUCCAACUGGAAAGAUCAGACGGUCAUCUUGAACCGCUUGAUCCGCGACGUAUGUAUACAGUCGCGAUGCCCUCCUUUAUCGCGCAGGGCCACGACGGCUUCACGUGGUUUCCUCAGCUGGAGACCAUUGUCAACGAGGAAGCGGGGAUGACAGAUACAGCUUUGCUCCUCAAUAUAUUCGGACACAGCGAAGAACCGUACCGGGGCGAUUCACAGAGUAGUUCGCAUGCCUUGGGCAUUGAGCGAGCCCGGAAUCUGACUAUCGUAGGACGCAGCUUGUCAGACUCACUGCCUGUUGUGAAACCAGCUGUAGAAGGCAGAAUUAGAUUUGUCGAUGCAUAG
Molecule: messenger RNA, 1812 nt
Organism: Aspergillus fischeri NRRL 181
Lineage: Eukaryota; Fungi; Ascomycota; Eurotiomycetes; Eurotiales; Aspergillaceae
Product: bifunctional metallophosphatase/5'-nucleotidase
Exons: 4
Coding region: 1-1812 (603 amino acids)
Biological process (GO): nucleotide catabolic process
Molecular function (GO): hydrolase activity
Source: RefSeq, a predicted model, not a curated record